AUGGUGAUCAUCAUGGACGACGUGAGGGAGUCCAUAAAAGGGAGAGAACAGGAGAUUGAAGAGAGACAUUCCGAUCCAAUUGGCGUGAAGAUCGGAGGGCUUGAGACGGGCUGUAAGUCGAGUAAAAUAUUAAUGGAAGCCGUCACUAUUGCAAUCGAUACGUCAACCUCAGAACAUUCGAAUCCCCUCAUCUCAUCCAGAAUUCCGUCUUUUGAUUGGCGCGCCACCCCAUCCCAGUCGAUGCCCAUAAAUUCAUAG
Molecule: messenger RNA, 258 nt
Organism: Bursaphelenchus xylophilus (pine wood nematode)
Lineage: Eukaryota; Metazoa; Nematoda; Chromadorea; Rhabditida; Aphelenchoididae
Source: the annotation of a GenBank genome assembly